AUGGCAGCCAAGGUCAAGAACCUCAUGAGUGCGGCGCACACUGCAGGCAUCUUUGCCGAUAUUGCGGUAGACGGUCCAGAAAUCGGAACCCUGGUCGCUAUCGUCGACCGAGCCAAAAACCUGCCAAACCGCAAGACAAUCGGAAAGCAAGAUCCCUACUGUGCGGCCAGAUUGGGAAAGGAAGCCAGGAAGACAACGACUGACGUCCGUGGCGGACAAACACCAAAAUGGGAUCAAGAGCUACGGUUUACAGUUCAUGAUUGCCCAGAUUACUACCAACUCAAGCUCUCCAUCUUUACAGACGAUAAGCGAACAGACCUGAUCGGAGAGUCAUGGAUCGACUUGCGAGCAAUCAUUGUUCCUGGUGGUGGACAAAACGACUUUUGGCAAACGUUGACCUGCAAAGGCAAAUACGCCGGUGAAAUCAGAGUUGAAAUCACAUUCUACGACACUCGACCAAAGCCCGACAAGCCGGCAGCGAAGCCAAAGCAGAUUGCUCCAGCUGAACCAGAGCAGGGAUCUGUCAAGCAGAGAACACCCGUAAAAAGACGGCCUUUGCCAUCGGACCCUGUCACGGGCGAAGCUCCAGCUGUGUCACCACCAGCUUCAGCUCCGACAACAGCACCGGCUCCUGCGCCAGCUCCUGCACCAGUCCCAGCAGCGGCACCUUCUGAACCGCCUGCUGGUCCUGAUCAUCGCACGCCUCCACGAGCACAUGCUAAGCAGAUUUCACACUCAGGCAACUUUGUACCAACUCAGUCUCCUUUGCAAGUUGUCGAGUACAAUACACCACCUUCGCACUCAUCCCGCCGUCAGACGGAUCAAUAUUCUACGUCCCCACAUGGGCAUGUGCCCCAGGAUUAUACAACUCCGACCCGCGGAGAGGCGCCUCGCCCAUCUCGAAGGUCAAUGAUCGCUUAUGAUGAGCCUCGACAAUACGACGAUCGCGAGUACAGCCCCAGAUAUGCCCCUCAACACGAACAGAUGGACCCUCGUGGUCAUUACUCCCCUCAGCAAGACUUUUAUGAGCGACCACAAGCAUUGUUAGAUGAUCCCAGACAGUACUCACCUGUAGAGAGUGAGCACCCCCCACCUCCACCUGCACACCGUAGCAGAGGUAACAGUUCUGGUCAAGAACUUGUGCCGAGGAGAAGCAUGGAGACGUCGCCAAACAAGCUCCCACAGAUGAGACAUGACGUUUUGAGACAUGAGGCUCAGAGACAGUCGAUGGUGCCCUACCCAGGUCGACCAGCGUUCCGGAAUUAUGAUUCAGCCCCCGCUACUAAUCAAGCCUCUUCUCCCAACUCGAAUGCUUAUGAUGGCAUGCCGAGACACAGCUCAUAUGACGCGAGUUAUGAUCCUCAUUAUCGAUCUAUGCAGCCCACCGUUGAGGAUGUGCCUGAGAUGUCUGGCGCACCAGCACAAAAGAACCCACAGAAUGGCUCACAGUUCCAGCGUUCUGACGAACUCUGUUUUGAUGACAACCCAAGCCCUGCGCCUCUGGUCCUUCGGCGAUCUCCUGUCCCUGCUCAAUACAGAGAAGACUACUCGCCAUCGCAGUCUCCCCGGGGCUACCAGAAUCCCGAGGACUGGCAAGUGGCUUUGUCACCAUCUCAUGGACGGAGCUAUUCUAGAAGUCCUACAGAUAACGCAUAUUACCAUCACAAUGGUCAAGGCAAUUAUACAGGCCACCCAGCUGAUAUGAGUCUCACCCACAUGCAAUCCCCACACAACCAAGCGCCCCCGGCUUUGCCAGCGGCCCUUGUACCAGGACUGGAUGCAAGCCAAUCUCAGGAAUUGACAAACCUUAUCUACGAAGAUCGCCGGCAAGACCGAAGACAGCAUUCGCAGAGCAUGCCCAGCAUGCCUACAUCUACUCGAGGACGCCCUAGGAACGAAUCCUUCCAAGGAUACAAUCAGCCACCACCUGAUCAAGGCUAUGGCCAGCCACCACCUGAGCAUGCGUACGCGGUUCAACCUUAUAACCGACGGGCUAUUACUUACAACCCACCUGAACAACAAGUCGUAAGGCAUCGCGGCGUGUCUCCUGACCCGCGUACUAGUCCGAACCCUCAUCACAGAAUCAAGCGCAAGUCAGUGAGUCCCGCACCUCCUAUCGAAGACCAAAGGAGGAAAUCGGAUAUUCCAUUUGGACCUGAUUCAUAUGAUGCUCUCAACCCCAGUCUUGUUUCGUCCAAAAACGGAACAAGCCCCUCACCUGACUUUAUGGACGAGGAGCCAAAGAAGAUCAUCACAUAUGACGGGCGCGAGAUCGACCCAUCUGACCAUCUUCCGAUGGAGACAUGGGCACCUGAACCAGAGAAGAAGAAGCCAGAGCCUGGCACCGAAACUCGUUCAAGACCUCAACUUUCAGGGGUCAAGCCAAUGCCUCCCAGCAACCGACGAGCCCCACGUAGCGGACGUCAUUCGAUGUCUGCCGUGAACACGUCUUAUUCCUUCGGUGAAGAGCCUCGCACGCCUCCCCAAGCUGGUCGCACUCGCCUCCAAAAACGAACAAACCGAGUAUCAGCGGACAACUCUCCAGCAGCCUCAAGCCCACUGGCUCCAAUUUCUAAGGAUAAUUACCAGGAGAGGGCACCAUAUGGCAACGCUUCGCUUCGAGGAUUGCCUCGUGCGGGCACAUGGGAUUUUGAAGACGAGAAUCGUGGGGUUUAUGGAGGCCCACCAAUUCCGGCCAAGAUCCCUAUGCCGGUGAUGAGCGGUGCAAAUGGCACCGGCCAGGAGCUGGCACUAAUGCAAGAGAUGCAGCGUAUUGAUAUUGGGACAGGCAGGUCCAGAAGAAGGGGAGGCUAUUAG
Molecule: messenger RNA, 2817 nt
Organism: Fusarium coffeatum
Lineage: Eukaryota; Fungi; Ascomycota; Sordariomycetes; Hypocreales; Nectriaceae
Exons: 2
Coding region: 1-2817 (938 amino acids)
Source: RefSeq, a predicted model, not a curated record